This is a messenger RNA of Neodiprion virginianus, 3016 nucleotides long. RefSeq names its product protein vestigial (gene vg). Gene Ontology annotation, cellular component: nucleus. Bases 641 to 1651 code for a protein of 336 amino acids. Gene Ontology annotation, biological process: regulation of transcription by RNA polymerase II. The record is from RefSeq and is a predicted model, not a curated record. NCBI's taxonomy places the organism in Eukaryota, Metazoa, Arthropoda, Insecta, Hymenoptera, Diprionidae. The transcript is spliced from 8 exons.
CCUGAGGUUGGCAAUUCGUUAAACCUUAAUCCAAAUAUUCCUGGUGAAUGAAAAUCGUGCUUUUCAAAUUUCAUGAAUUUACGUCCAGUCAUGCUCUCUCAAGUAAUAUGCGGUCACGGCGUGAAACUCGUCGAGUGAGAAUGUCGAUUUCUAGAAGAGUGCAGAUUGCUAGCAGGUAUAAAUAAUGAAUGCUGAAAGUAUUAUGACGCCGGCCUCAAUAGAACCACGGCGGCAAGAGCUAAGGCUUUUCUUAUAAUAGUCUGGAGAUCGGCGCGCGGCGCUUCCAUCUGCUGGCAACGCGGUCAACUGUGAUCGAAUGCCCCAGCAAUUAAACUGGUACCUACAGCUUUUAUUAACGUAAGAACGGAGUCAUGCGUUAAUCGCCGCUAAUUCCUAUCCGCACCAAUCACUGGCGAGGAUCAACGAGAACCAGCCGCGUCCGCUCGGUUUGUAAAACCGGCGCGGUCAUCCCGGGGCGAAUAAGCUCGGAGUCAGGUUGCUAAGGAGAGAUUUUUGGAAAUCGGCAACCAUAACGAGCGUCGACGGGGUAAACGGGGCCAACGGGGCUUUGAAUAGUGGUGCGACGUUCAGCUACGCGGGUCGCCAGGCCGGCUCGGGGGGGCCGGGCCCGGGUGGAGUGAUGAGCUGCCCCGAGGUCAUGUACCAGGCCUACUAUCCGUACCUGUAUCAGCGGGCCCCGCCGCCCCCGCACCCGAGCCACCCCCAUGCCGUAACCCACCCCCAUGCCCAGGGCCACGCCGGCCCCCAUACCGCCCACGCCGCGCACGCCGCACAUCCGGCUCAUCACAGUCCUGCGAGACCCGCGCCCUUUCAACCCUUUUCCACGGCCUCUGCCACCCACCAGUACGACAGGCUAAACGUCCACCAAAGAUCGCUGGAAGCAGCGGGCCUCGAGCUUUGUGGCGGCGGAGGAAGUGUGCCACAGGGUCAACCCAGUAGCGCUGGUUCCGUCGGGUCCGCACCCAGCCCGGCAUCCCCUAGACCUACGCCUCAGCCGCGACCCCCCCUGGCAACGACCACCUCGCAGGGAUCCCGGGCCCUCGACGACGAAAGAUCAACUGACGCCGUAGGUGGCGGUGGUACGGAGGAUUCGGACGACGGAGAAAGCAGGGCGCAAUACCUGAACGCAAACUGCGUGGUAUUCACCCAUUACCGAGGAGACGCAGCCUCGGAGGUCGACGAGCACUUCCAGAGAGCUUUGACCCACGACAAGUUGAAAGAAAAUACGUCUCCGAUGUCAGCGAGAAAUUUUCCACCGUCGUUUUGGAACAGCCAACAUCCCGGGGACGUUUACGACUAUCCCGCGGAUCCGUGGCAUCCUCAUUAUCCGCAAUAUCACCACAGAGCCGUCCACGAGUACCAUCACCACAAUAUGGCGGCGGCGGCGGGGUACGGCGGCCUCUUACUCGGCGGGGCCCGGGGGCUGGGGCAUCACACGUCACACCACGCAGCAGCCGCCGCCGCUCACCACGCGCACGCCGCCGCCUCCUACAAAGACUGGACGUCCGCCACGCCGCCGCAGUCCCUGGUGGACCCGGCGGCUGCGCCACCCUAUCCCCACGGCCCUUACGCGCCCCUUCCUGGUCUGGAGUCGCAGGUGCAGGACUCGAAGGAUCUCUACUGGUUUUAGGAUACCGCGUGAAAAACGGCCGAGUUUACUUGCUCGAAUGAAAUUUGUGUCUUAUGUGUAUACAUCGUGCCAUGUAUACGAAUGACGAAUUUCUUUUGGGGCUUGAUCGCGGAGAAGCCGCUACCGGAGGACGGGAGACGUGAUGGACAAUUUGUAGAACGAAAUUUACUAAAUUUCUUAUCGAAUAACAGAAAAAAUACAAAAUAUAUCAAAACUAAAGAGAGAAAAAGAACAGAUAGAAAAUAACAUAACUAGUGAAAUAUAAAUGACGCCGUUCUUGAGUGUUCGUUUAAUAUUAAGGGCCUUGGGGCAACAUGACCUAUCGAAAGGACUCUGUUAUUAUACUGUUGAAUAAUAAGUAAUAAUCAUAAUGAUAACAAUAACAAUAUUAGUUAUUAAAAUAGCGUUGAAGUGUACAUAGUGUUACCUAAAUCUUGUAAGGAUCUACUAUCAAUUAUAUAUAUAUAAUUAUUCAUAUAUAUAUAUAAAUUAUAGUCUCUGCGCGCACUAUUUACCUUAUAGUGACGACAGUGGCUGACGCUGAAAGAAAACUCUAGUUCAUAUAGCAAGUAGGAUAUAGAUUUAAAAAAUGUCCAAAUUUACCAACUAAUUACAACGUUAUUGAAAUACAAAUAACUUCUAUAUAUAUAUAUCACGUUUACAAAGAAACGGAGUAAAAAGUCGACAUUGUUUAAAGAUAAAAAUCAUUUUUCGUUGAAAUUCACACUUUCCGUACUGCGUGCAACUGUUCCCUUCGUCAUCGGGGAAACUGAUGCCUAACGUUCGAAUUUAAAGAUACGAUGAAUGCAGAACAGCUGUUGAAAAGAGUUGUACAUCCUCACAAUCGACUGCAGUAAUUGUUUGGUAAAUUCAGUCAGAAUAUAAGGAAAGUAUUUAUUGACCAAUGAUCUUGCCAUAAUAUUGAUAUAAUUGUUAUUUUAUAUCGUAUGUAGUAAGGUUACGAUCAGGCGGUGAAUAAUAUCUGCCGUUGUAGGAGAAAGAGUAAAAGAAAAAAGAAGAAAAAAAAAAAACGAUCAAAAAAUGACUAAUCGAUUGUAACGAAGCGGAAAAAAAUAUCAAUCGAUCAUUCGGAUUUUAUUUUCCAGUACGUUCGUGGAUCGCUCGCCAUCUCCCGAUUGCCUUUGCAUAUUCACCACGAAUUAACACGCAUUCCCACGCAUCACAUGCUUAGUGUCUUACGCAGUCAUUAGCCUGUCAUAUAACAACCUACAUACUUGUAGAUAGACCUCUACCUAUGCAUAUACGUACUUUAUACCCGCCUCCCCCGCCUGCCUGCAGUCGGAUUAAUCACCACUACUAUCACUUUCUCAUUGUAGGUGUGAAUAAAUCUUUCGUUAUCACAUA